UUCCGUCCGGAAACAGGAGGUCGAGAUCAACGAGCCGAAGCCAGCAUCCAAUGCCAAGGUGUCCCCUGCCGGGAGCACCGAGUUCUUUCCGUUCCACCCCGGGAGCCUCCUUGAUAGGGAUUUAAGAGAUUUUAGCUCGAACUCGUUGAGGGAUGAUCGCUCUGAGAGCUUCGAGUCGGCUUACAGGGACUCUUGCAAAGGGAGUGCUACAAAGAAGUCGAAGAGAUGGAGCAAGGCAUGGAACAUUUGGGGGUUCAUACACCGUAGGGGCAGCAGCAAGGGAGGAGCCAAUGUGGUUGAGAGAUCCUUCUCGGAGUCGUGGCCCGAGCUGCGAGCUUGGGGUUAUAAUGGCAAGAUUUUGAGGAGCAACAGCAGCAUAAGUUCGAGGAGCUCAUUCAAUGGAAAUGGUGGAUUUGGGAGCAUGAGAAGGAGCAGUGUCGAGGCCAAUGGGCAUGGGAAGAAAAAGAGGGAGGAGUUUGUGUUGGAGAGGAACCGGAGUGCCAGGUACUCUCCAAGCCAUUUCGACAAUGGGUUGCUGAGGUUCUACUUGACACCCAUGCGGAGCAGCAGCCGGAGGAAUGGAGGGUCGGGGAAGGGAAGGCACAUGAGUUCUCAUUCAUUCACCAGGAGAAUGCUAAGAUUGUAUUGAGCCAUUAAUUGGCUUGAAUCAGGUAAUCCGAUCUACAGGAGAAUCUCUGGGCAUGCUUUAAAGAAGUUUUCUAUUUCCAGUAUUUGUUCCCAGAUCAGUGCAAAAUUACAAGAUCAUAUUUCCGAUGAAACGGCACCCCUGUCUCGAGGAUGGGUAAAAUAGGCGCCAAUGAAUGAGUUUUCAAAUCGACAAGAGCUGGUGUUAUAGGUGUGAAGACAAGCAACAGCAAGUGGGGAUUCAGAAGAUGCAUUCCAGUACCAGACCAUAACUUGUGUCCUCAGCAAUGACAAUGAUGGAUGGACCCAGAGGUUGGUGGUGUCACCUUGAAUCCAGCUGCAAUCUUGCCGAUUUUAGUUAGUGCUCAGGCUACUGAAUCUCAUAUGUAUGUUCUAGUAAAUUCAUGAUACCUGUCUAUCAGAGAAUUUGGAAUCUGUUGUACUGUUCUUUGUGGAGAGCUGCUUGAUCAAGUAACAGAAAGUGUAUUCUUUUUGAAAGUGGGAAAAAAAAACUGAUAGUUGUUACCGACUUUGGGAAGGUAAUGACUGUGCUACAAGGGCUUUGCAAUUGU
Molecule: messenger RNA, 1217 nt
Organism: Elaeis guineensis (African oil palm)
Lineage: Eukaryota; Viridiplantae; Streptophyta; Magnoliopsida; Arecales; Arecaceae
Product: protein OCTOPUS
Source: RefSeq, a predicted model, not a curated record